Messenger RNA from Gasterosteus aculeatus aculeatus (three-spined stickleback), 3271 nucleotides. The record is from RefSeq and is a predicted model, not a curated record. NCBI's taxonomy places the organism in Eukaryota, Metazoa, Chordata, Actinopteri, Perciformes, Gasterosteidae.
CCUGCAGGAGGCAAAGCAACGCGACCUUGAUUCUUUGGCAUGAGCAGCGUAACAGUGCGUUUGUCACAGUGACAAAGAAUAGAACCGAUAAUAUAACGAAUCCAUUGCAAAAUAAAUAAAUAUAUGACAUUCUUUCCCACUAUGUAUUAGUGAAUCCCUUUUAAUAUUAUUAUCACAAGUAGUAGUUACUAGUGUUGUUCUAUAGGCUGCGUACUACAUUACAAGAUCUUGACUUCAUGUAUUCGCUUGUAGUUGUGUAUUUGUAUUUCCUCCGACGCGGACGGACACACGUACCACGGAUUAAAUUGUCCAUCUACUAAAUUAUGCAAAUUAGGAACGCGCGAGCUCAUUGGCUCGCGUUUCCAAGCUCCGCCCCAAAACCGGGCCCGGCGCGUGACCCCCUGAAGGAGACGCGCGUGCUGCCGGGUUUCCUUUUUUAUUCGGGGGGGAGUUCACGCGGCCGUCGCUCAUGGAGACCGGACAUCAAGAGUUGUACUCUGGUGUUCUGAGCGGAGCAGUGGUGGACUGGGGCAGCAUGGGUCCCGGAGAGGAAUGGGUUAACACGACCAAACGCGAGGGAGAGACGGGUCCGUCUCAGGGCGCCGGCGGGGAAUCGGUUAAGCGGCGCUCGUGUGGCGACGACGUGGCCCCGGUGGCCCCGAACGGGGAAAACCGGACCGAGUGGAAUAAAACGCCACCAUCAGGGGACGAUCGGUGGGGGGAGACGUCAAAGUCCCACUCGGACAACUGGUUCAUGUCCACCACUUGGGACAUGCAGCUGGACAGCAGAGGGUUUCUGGACUCUGAGCCCCUGAGAGAGCGCCGACGAGGACAUGGCGUCAGAGCUCCACUUCAGCUCCAGCUUGACGGAGGAGGAGCGAGAGGAGGUUCUGCAGGAGUUGACUAAACUGGAGGAGGAGAUCGGCACGCUCAAGCAGGUUCUGGCGUCCAAAGAGAAGCAGCACGCCGACCUCAGACAGAAGCUGGGCGCCACGUCGCUCAACGACCUCCGGAACAACCUGAGCCGAGGAUGGCACGACGUGCAGACCUCCACGGCCUACAAGAAGACCUCGGAGACGCUGUCCACAGCGGGACAGAAAACAUCGGCUGCCUUCAGCACCCUGGGCAGCGCCCUCACCAGGAAGUUCGGAGACAUGAGCGUGGUUGGUCUAGAGUUUCUGUUCCCCCGGAGGUCCAACUCUAUCGGCUACUCUAUCAGACACUCUAUGAGCAUGCCCACCAUGAGAAACUCUCCCAGCUUCAAGUCCUUUGAGGAAAAAGUGGAGACCACAGUUUCCACCAUCAAGACGAAGGUCGGCGGCGGCGAGGCGGGAGGCAGCUUCGAGGAGGUCCUCUCCUCCGCCGCUCACGCCAGCGCCCAGGACACGCCCACCAACCACUUGACGGACAGCUCCGAGAGGCCGCGCUGACGGAAAAACGGGAACACGUGUCACAUCUCCACUCAACGCUCCGACUGAGGUGCUGAGAUGCUUUUGCGAACAAUCUCAUGUUUGCGAUUAAGUCUUCUCACACUCGGAUGGAAUUGUUCUGCUACUCCGAGUGCUGAGAUCGAUGAAAGAGUGACGACAUUUCUUGUUUGGACCAAAGAUGCCAAGCUACAUAUUUAAAAGUGACAGCUGGCUACAUUUAUUUUGAGAUACAUACAACUGAACUGGAUCUGUUGAUCACUUUAUGAUGAGCAGAUUCGCUCAAAAUAAAAGAGAUUCAUUUCUACUUUAUUUGCUAAAUCCAAACUGUACACAACUUCAUACAGAAAACUCUUUACACUAUUUAGGUUAUUAGAAAGUAUUUGUAUUAAAAUAGACUGUUACAUUUUCAACUACCUUUUUACUAAAACAUUAAAUAAAAAUACAUAUAAGCCACUUAGCUGUGACCAACCCAGAAGUACUGGUUGUAUUUCUAAACUUUGUAUAAAAGAUUUUACACUAAGACCGGAGACUUUGUAAUGAUAAAGUAUUCCUUGGGCAGACCUGAUAGAAUACAGACAGUCAUACUACUGUUUACUUAUUCUUUUGUGGGCCGCUAACGGGGCCGGGCCCUGUUUGAAUAGUGGAUCCUACUUAUUAUGGGAUGUUUCACGAAUCCGUGCAUUCACCCCGUCUGAGACCAAGUGGUCUCUAGGAAGAAGUGGACCACAGAGUGCACGGGGACUAGGACGAUGGGACGUCCUGCACAACCUGAUCAAUCACUUCAGACGAUUAGGCGUAAUGCUGGAAAUGAAAAGUAGCAGCUCUGUUUCCCCGUAAACAGGAUGAUUGUGUUUUGAUGCUUGUGUUGAACUGCUGUAGCUCAGAUUCAUGCUGGAUUCACACACAGGUAUAAAACAUUUGAUCAUUUUAACGGUCCAGAUAAGGUAGAAGCCUAUUGGCUGUGUCACUAACACAUAAUACAGAACUAACAUGAGCUCACACAUGAUCAUACAGACCCGAUUCUGUUCUUGGAGAUGAUCUGUUUAAUGCUGAAAGACGACAUCGUUUUAACUUUUGAUGUUAUGAAAAGACAUUUUGUGUGAAAAGCAUCCUGUUUUUCUUUAACAAACCUUUCUGUUUUCAGUAUAUAAACCGUUUUGUGUUUCUGCUUUUGUCUCAUGUGUUAGAAGAUUAUUCUUUCUUUGCUCCGGCUUAAGAAGUUACAAUGAGAAGAAAUGUUUUUCAUAUAAGUCAUGUUUUGGCAUUCGAUCGCUGACCUCCGACCUGUCACCAAAUAACUGAGGUUGUGCAUUCAGAGAAUUGGCCACAGUAUAUAUCGGACUUUUGUAUAUUGUGUUGGUUUGAAAUGAAACUGAACUGUCAGCUUUAAGAACCUUUUACAAAUGUUUCACUAAAGACAAAAUCCAUUCAUUUGUAUUCAUGCAACUAAUUACUCACCAUUUUACAUUUUCUGACUAAUUGAUAAACAUUAAAACCCAUUUAAAACAAAUUCAAAUGUUUGUCAGUGAUUUUUACAAUAAAUACUGACAACUUUGAAUUAACAUGUCAAAAAAAAGCUAAUGUAAUAAAAUGCUGAAGUGAAGUUCUAUAAAACUUCCUCGUCUGACUGCGGUUUUCUCACUGAUUUCCUGUUAAAAACGUAUUCACUUCAUUUUCAGCAUCAGAAAUCCUGCUUUGGUACCUUGUUACAUUUUUCAAAAGAUAAACACGAUGUAACAUCUGGCAGAUAAUAUACAUAUAUAACAUGUCAAAAUGUAAUAAAACAUGUAUUUGUCAAUUAGGUGGAAAUAUACAAUAAAACCAAUUGAUGUAAAGACAAA